Trichoderma virens Gv29-8 is the source of this 1662-nucleotide messenger RNA. RefSeq lists its product as uncharacterized. NCBI's taxonomy places the organism in Eukaryota, Fungi, Ascomycota, Sordariomycetes, Hypocreales, Hypocreaceae. Gene Ontology annotation, molecular function: antiporter activity. Bases 1 to 1662 code for a protein of 553 amino acids. The record is from RefSeq and is a predicted model, not a curated record. The transcript is spliced from 4 exons. Gene Ontology annotation, cellular component: membrane. Gene Ontology annotation, biological process: proton transmembrane transport.
AUGGAGGCCUCCCUUCCAUACCACGAGCCAGGAAUCAUCACGAUCCUUAUCCAGGCAUCCUUCCUCCUUGUCCUCAAUGUCGCCAAUUUUGUGCUCGAUCAUAGUGUUUACUGCGGUCUCCUUGGACAGAUAUUCGUAGGAGUUGCCUGGGGAACACCCGGAGCCAAAUGGCUGAGCGCAGAAGUUGAGCAUGUUGUUGUCCAAUUAGGCUAUCUUGGAUUGCUGCUCUUGGUCUACGAAGGUGGCCUGUCGACCUCUCUAAAGGCCCUCUGGGCCAAUCUUUGGCUAUCUUCAUGUGUUGCCAUUACUGGUGUCAGCGUGCCCAUGGGCCUCUCUUUCGUCCUCCAGAAGCUCAGUGGCGCGACCCCUCUCCAGGCGUUUGCUGCUGGUGCAGCAUUGUGCUCUACAAGCCUUGGAACGACAUUCACGGUGCUUCGAUCAACUGGUCUGAUCACGUCCAGGCUUGGCAUCGUGCUCACAAGUGCCGCCAUGAUGGAUGACGUCGUCGGUCUUAUCAUGGUCCAGAUCAUCUCCAAUCUGGGAUCAUCCGCCUCCGAAAUCAGUGCCGUCACUAUCGUUAGGCCACUCCUAGUAUCCAUCGCCUUUGCCGGGUGCGCUCCUCUCGUUUGCGUCUUCAUGGUUAAACCGCUCACGCUCUGGUUGAACUCUUGGCGGAUAAAACAUCCUCAAGGUCUUAUCAAUCAACUUCUUAACAAAAGGGGAACACCAUGGAUCAUCCACGCUUCCGUUUUAAUUGGCUGUAUUGCUGGGUCAACAUACGCAGGUACUUCUAACUUAUUUGCUGCCUAUAUUGCGGGUGCGGCCAUCAGCUGGUGGGACUCUGAAGUAUCCCAUCCUGCUAGUGAGAAGACAGCAACGGGAACACCACCUCCAGUGCAAGACCAGACUGCUGGACGAUCAGAAGCAGACAAUUCGAGGACUUCUGAGCCUGUACCAGAGCCCAAGCAACUGGAUACAUCUGGAAUCGCCAUUUUCGAAAGAUACUAUUUGCAGCCACUUGAUAGGGUUUUGAAGCCAUUCUUUUUUGCAUCAAUUGGUUUCUCAAUCCCCAUUACCGAGAUGUUCAAGGGCUCCAUCGUGUGGAAAGGGAUUGUAUACACCACUCUAAUGAUGGUCGGCAAGUUAUUAUGCGGUGUCUGGCUCCUCCGCAUUUCCGUAACAUCCCUUCUACCUACUAAAUUAUUAGCCUUUAUCAAGCAUCCUAAAUUACAAAUGGCACAUUUCUGGGGACGAAUUCACGAAAAGCCUAAGGCGUCCCUCCAGGAACCCUCGCAAUCAUCGCAAUCAGGCCGAGAGGCGACCACGCAAACGGCAGCCUCGCAUUCUAACCCUGCGGGAACUAACCCGCGAUCAAUUUACCCUGCCUCAAUUUUAGGCUGCGCAAUGACUGCUCGUGGCGAGAUUGGUUUCUUGAUUUCAUCCAUCGCGGAGAGUAACAAGAUAUUCUCUUCGCCACAAGCCAAGGAUGGAAAGAGCUCGGAAAUAUUUCUCAUUGUUACGUGGGCUAUAAUGUUGUGCACGAUCCUGGGCCCUUUGUCGCUGGGACUAACAGUCAGACGAGUGAAGAAGCUGCAGCAGGGCGUUGAGAAGCAGGGUCACCUUGUUCAGAAAGAUGUGCUUGGUGUCUGGGGCAUGUCUUGA